Naegleria gruberi is the source of this 2127-nucleotide messenger RNA. RefSeq lists its product as uncharacterized. The transcript has a single exon. Bases 1 to 2127 code for a protein of 708 amino acids. Lineage: Eukaryota; Heterolobosea; Eutetramitea; Acrasida; Naegleriidae. The record is from RefSeq and is a predicted model, not a curated record.
AUGCAAAACUCAAACACAGGCGACACCACAUCAACCUCUCAUACAACGCUGCCGCAGCCACCAUCAAAAAAUUCGGAAUUUUCCUUCCUCACCAAUUCCGAUGGUUAUUCAUCAAUAGAAGAUGAAGAACAAUUUUCCAAAUUAAAACCAAAACGAUAUGGUGGAGAGUUGGAUGAGGGACAUGCCUUUUACUUCUCCGAUAUGAUUGAUAUUAUGUCGAAGGAGAAGGAUUUGAAUAGAAAGUUUUAUCGGAUGAGAGUUUUGUUGCACGGGAGUAGGGAGAAGAAGGAACGACCAUUGUUUCAGCAUGAAUCUGAUGUGGUAUUGUCGUGGACUUCAUCAUUGAGGGCUUCGGAGGUGAUGUAUCGAUCAGUGCAAGCUUUUGGCACUGGAUUGGAACGUGAUUUGCAGAAAUUGGUUGAGUUUGGACUUGUGAAUCACUUGUUGAUAUUUAUUACACAUGGAUAUAGAUUUAGAUUUUGGGAUGAGGGAGCUCCUACGAGAGAUGAUGUUUCAGUAGAUCAUUUCCUAUAUGAACCACGCAAUUUUCAAGAUAUGUCGCUUCACUAUCCAAUGUAUGCUGCAGAAACAUUAUUGUUAAUUCUUAAACACUCGGACUGGAAUACCUUUUUGGCAAUUAUGGAACGAUACUUUUCUAGUAAGCAAAAUGGACCUAGAAGUAGUAAAUUAAUUAAUGAUGGAAAGCACACCAUUAUGAAUGGUGUCGGUGUAUUUUACAAAUCAUUGAAAUAUGGAUUGGCAGGAAUGAAGGAAACUAUACUCGUCAUUCUCAAAACCAUUCACACUCGAUGCAAAACAUUCCAAAAGAAUAUACUCUACAAUACUAAAUUCCCACUCAUUGAAGCAUUGUUUGAAUGCAUCGAUUCUCUGACGCCAGAGAAUCUCUGCAAAGAACUCAGCACUCUUCCAGGUGAAGCUCAAAAGAGGCAUUUUGGUAACAGGUUUGACCCUACUACAGAAAGUGGAAAAAUUGUAAUAGGGUAUUGGACAGAAAAUGUUAGAGAUUCAAUUGUUGAUGUUAUUGGAAUCUUUUUAAAUGAAGCCAAGAAAAAUGGCAAUAGAAAAAUGUAUUUGGAUCCAAAGUAUGUCUUUCCGUGGACUGAGGAAGAAAUCAAGGUCAAGCCAGACAGAGCAAACUAUAACAAAAUAUUGCACCGAAUGACAGAUCUGAUUUAUCAAAAGCCACUCACUGAAUUGAAAGUGAUACAAUAUCAUUAUUGGUUACCUGGAAUGUUUUCAAACAUGCUAUUUGAGAAGGAAGUUUGUGACAGCUCUAAUUCCUUGGAACAAGUGAUUGACAUUGAUUAUCAAUUAUUGGACUUUAUUUCAGGAGAGGAUGAAAUGUUGGACAAGUUGUUUGGCUUUAUGAAGAGAUUGUAUCAUGAUCCAAUGUACAAAUUGUCAAACUUUCUCGAGUCAACACGUCGCUUUUUGAUUGCUCACGAUGGAACUGAUCAUCCAUUCGAAAUUACACAUAAUAAGUUCAGACAUUUGAUGGAAAUGAUAGAGUUAUCAAUGGUGGAUUUACUUUCUUGGAUUACAUGCAAUUCUUUAACAGCUUACAAAUGUGUACAAUAUGAUAAUCACAUUCUAAUGGAGGAUUUUCUUAAGCAAGAUAACAACUUUACGGAAUAUUUAAAUAUGGAUGUAUUUUCAAAACCUGCUCUUUCAUUCCAUUCAAUACUAGAUGAAACAGAAGGCUACUAUUCUAUGGGAAGGAAUACAUGCAUUCUCUCCAUCAUACACAACAUGUUCAUUGCCGCUCCUGAGCAUGCCAAUAGGCUGCCGGAUAUACAUAACUUGCUGCUUAAAGGUGUAAUCGAAAAUAAGGAUCUGAUUAAUACUUGUUUUGUGAGUGGCAUUAAGAAUUAUCAAAUUGGAUUACAUGCUUAUAUAAGUUUAUUUAGAGUGUUUGGAGAGUUAAUGGAAGAGUUUGUUGGAAAGGCACAAGUCGAUCAACAAAGAGCCAUACUUUCUAGUAACAUUGGUGAAAUGUGUUUGAGAAUUGAUAAACAUGAUCUUGCCGAAAAGUAUCUGAAAUACUCCCUCAAAUAUGAUCCAAAUAACGAAAAGACAAAGAGAAGACUUGAUAGAGUAAAGAAAUAA